Molecule: messenger RNA, 1407 nt
Organism: Alternaria postmessia
Lineage: Eukaryota; Fungi; Ascomycota; Dothideomycetes; Pleosporales; Pleosporaceae
Exons: 2
Coding region: 1-1407 (468 amino acids)
Source: RefSeq, a predicted model, not a curated record
AUGAGUAACAACGAUGCUGCUCUUGAGGCGAUUCGGGCUGCCUUGGGCGCCAGUGCCCCACUCCUCCAACAUCUCCCGAGCGACAAGGUCAGGAUUAAGUCCUUCGAUGCCAAAAAGGGAGAUCGCCCUAAUACUAUGCCAAUUCGUAUGCUCUUCGGCCAGAUCAAAGAGGGACAAGACAAGGACAGCACUGUGUGGAUAUUGCUACAGCACAACCACUCUGCUGACCGCUCGCCCUGUCACUUCUUCAACAUUUUCGAUCGCUUCGACUCAAUCGUGGGUCAGAUCAAUGUGGAGGAUGCUGUACGGCGCACGAAUCCAACGGCUCCUUUCAAAUGUCUCAAGAAAUCAGGCGACAUAGAUGGAGAGCAGCUGCGGGCAGUAACCAAAUACUACUUCAUCUCGAAAGAAGUGAAUACUUCUUCUCCAUGGACAGUUGGACCACAGUUCAUGAAGUCGCUCAGGGCAGCAUGUAUAUUGGCGAGAGAGUAUGGAGUAAAGGUGGCUGCGAACCAGGAGAGGGAAAAGAGUCGAGAGGCAGCUGCCCAGAAAGAAUGCGGGAUCAAACUGAAGCUCGAGCCUCCGGCAUCCAAGGCCUGUGUAGGAGAAGAUAACGGUGUCUCGGUCAAGCUGGGUGAAGGAUCAGCGAGUGUCACUUCAUCCGUCACUAGAGUUGCUACUCCUCUCAUCACCAAGGCUAGGAGGACUCCGCAGCCUCCGAAACCGCAACGCGCUCCCAUAGCCUCCAUGAUACCCUCAACUCAAGAAUCAUCUGAUUCAUCUGACUUGUUCAUUCCAGAGAAUGACCAUGUUCAGGCUGCUUUCGAGCCCCCCGUCAAUAACACCCGAGUCAGAAUUCCGGACAUCUCCACAGUUCCAAAAGCCAUGAUAGGUCCAUCAUAUCAUAUGCCUCCGCUUAAUGCAACGGCCAAUGUCUCUGAUGCUCCAAAUUUCAACAGAUACUGCGAUUUUCUCAUCCGCUCAGAUUUAGACGGGACGAAUGAUGACAGCGCAACCAUGGACACUUCAAGGUCAACACCUGCGCACACAGAAUCUGGAGAGACCGAGAAAAGCCCCAAUUCCCAGUCGCCCGACAACUUCGUAUCCGCUUACCGAAAGAAUACUAAGGACAGAGACGCUAUAAAGAACGAGAUCAAGGCUGUUACGAGAGAGCAGAAGGCCGUACAGGAGGCAAUGGAAGCUGAGUUGGCCGGUCUUGAGGAUAGGAAACGAAAGCUGAAGGAAGUGCUUCGCUCGACCGGAGUGGCAAAGAAGCGUCUUCGGGAGUCACUCUCGGAGAAGGAACGCGGGCUGCUUGUUCUCGGAAUGGAACUCGCAGAGAAAAGGUUGAAGCGGUUAAAGACAAAUGCACAGUCAGAGGAAGGCACCAGUGGAGACGAGGACUAG